AAGGGAAAUUUUACUGUACCAAUGGGGUCUCCAUGGACAUUUAAAUUCUCCCCGCAAUAACUAUAUAUAUAUUUAUACUAACCAAUUAUCCAGUAUUUUGUUUAAAUUUCAAAUAAUUUUACUUUAGUUAUCAUCUCUCCAUUUACUAAGAUCAAUUCUUUUAGUUUAUUUAUUUAUUGUUGGUGUAUAAAUUACUUGUUGAUCAAUUAAUUUAUUCAUUAUUCAUUAUUCAUAAUUCAUAAUUGAUUUGAAAUUUUAUCAGUGUCAAAUUUUAAAUUUUUAAAUUUUAAUUAUCACUAUCAUUUUCAUUUUCAGUGUCUCUCAAUUUCUUGAAUUUAAUUAAUUGAGGAUUGUAUUGUAUUUGAUAUUUUAUCUAUAGCGAAGAGAGAAAAAAGAAGACUAGAUGUCGGAAUUAUCAUUUAAAGAUAAAGUUGUUGUCAUUACCGGUGCCGGUGGUGGUUUAGGUAAACAUUAUUCUCUUGAAUAUGCCAAAAGAGGUGCCAAAGUUGUUGUUAAUGAUUUAGGUGGUAGUUUAGGUGGUCAAGGUGGUGAUGCUAAAGCUGCUGAUAUUGUUGUUAAUGAAAUUAGAGCUGCUGGAGGUAUUGCUGUAGCUGAUUAUAAUAAUGUCCUUGAUGGAGCUAAAAUUAUUGAAACUGCCGUUAAAAAUUUUGGAACUGUUCAUAUUGUUAUUAAUAAUGCUGGUAUUCUUAGAGAUGCUUCAUUUAAAAAGAUUACUGAUAAGGAAUUUCAAUUAGUUCUUGAUGUUCAUCUUAAUGGUGCAUUCCAAGUUACUAAAGCUGCUUGGCCUUAUUUCAGAAAGCAAGAAUAUGGUAGAAUUAUAAAUACUUCAUCUCCUGCUGGUUUAUAUGGUAACUUUGGUCAAUCUAAUUAUUCUUCGGCUAAAUCUGCUUUAAUUGGAUUUGCUGAAACUUUAGCUAAAGAAGGUGAAAAAUAUAAUAUUAAAGCUAAUGUUAUUGCUCCAUUAGCAAAAUCAAGAAUGACUGAAACUAUUUUACCUCCACCAGUUUUAGAAAAGUUGAGUCCACAAAAGGUUGCACCUCUUGUUUUAUAUUUGACUCAUGAUUCUAAUGAAGUUUCUGGACAAAUUUUUGAAGUUGCUGCUGGUUUCUAUGCUCAAAUUAGAUGGGAAAGAUCUGGUGGUGUUUUAUUUAGACCAGAUGAAACAUUUACUGCAGAAGCUGUUGCUAAAAGAUUUGAUGAAAUUUUGAAUUUUGAUGAUUCUGCUAAACCAGAAUUAUUAAAGAAUCAACAUCCAUUUAUGUUGAAUUCUUAUGGUGAAUUGAUUAGUGCUGCUAAGCAAUUACCAAAGAAUGAUUUAUCUGGUGCUCCAUCUGUUUCAUUAAAGGAUCGUGUUGUUGUAAUUACUGGUGCCGGUGCUGGUUUAGGUAAAGAAUAUGCUAAAUGGUUUGCCAAGUAUGGAGCUAAAGUUGUUGUUAAUGAUUUUAAAGAUGCUUCUCAAACCGUGGCUGAAAUUAAGGCUGCUGGUGGUGAAGCUCAUGUUGAUCAUCAUGAUGUUGCUAAAGAUGGUGCAGCUAUUAUUGAAAAUGCCGUUGCCAAAUAUGGUACCAUUGAUAUUUUAGUUAAUAAUGCUGGUAUUCUUAGAGAUAGAUCAUUUGCUAAACUUUCUGAUCAAGAAUGGAAUCUGGUAUUAGCUGUUCAUUUACUUGGUACUUAUACUUUAACUAAGGCUGCUUGGCCACAUUUCCUUAAACAAGGUAGAGGUAGAGUUGUUAAUAUUACUUCUACUUCAGGUAUUUAUGGUAACUUUGGUCAAGCCAAUUAUGCUUCUGCUAAAUGUGCUAUUUUAGGUUUAACUAAGACUUUGGCUAUUGAAGGUGCUAGAAGUAAUAUUAAAGUUAAUGUUGUUGCUCCUCAUGCAGAAACUGCUAUGACUUUAACUAUUUUUAAUGAAACUGAUAAAAACUUGUAUCACCCAGAUCAAGUUGCUCCAUUAUUAGUAUACUUGGGAUCUGAUGAUGUACCAGUUACUGGAGAAACUUUUGAAGCCGGUGGUGGUUGGAUUGGUAAUACCAGAUGGCAAAGAGCUAAGGGUGCAGUUUCUAAAGAUGAUCUUGUUAAGCCUGAAUUUGUUCGUGACAAUUUGGCUGCUAUUACUGAUUUCUCUAGUGGAACUGCUAAUCCUAAAUCUGCCACUGAAUCUUCUAUGGCUAUCUUGGAAGCUGUUGAACCAGAAGAAGAAGAAGAAGAAGAAGACGAAGAAGAUGAUGAAGAAGAUCCACUCUUUGUUUAUGGUGAUAGAGAAGUUAUUCUUUAUAACAUUUCUCUUGGUGCUACUGAAAAGGAAUUGAAAUAUGUUUAUGAAAAUAAUGAAGACUUCCAAGUUAUUCCAACUUUUGGACAUUUGGUUACUUUUAAUUCGAUUAAAUCUCAACUUUCAUUUGCUAAAUAUUUGAGAAAUUUCAAUCCAAUGUUUUUAUUACAUGGAGAACACUAUAUUAAGAUUGAAAAAUGGCCAGUUCCUCUUUCUGGUAAAUUAAAGACUACUUUUAAUCCACUUGCUAUUACUCAAAAGGGUACUAAUACUAUUGUUGUUCAUGGAUCUAAAUCAGUUGAUGCUGAAACUGGUGAACCAGUAUUUUCAAAUGAAGGUACCUUUUUUAUUAGAAAGUGUGAAGGUGAUACUAAAACUUAUGGAGAAAGAAGAAAAUUUGCUACUUUACCAUUUAAUGCACCAAAUAGAAUACCUGAUUUUAUUACUGAAAUUCCAAUUCCUGAAUCUAAGGCUGCUUUAUAUAGAUUAAAUGGUGAUAGAAAUCCUUUACAUGUUGAUCCAGUAUUUGCUCAAGGGGCUAAAUUUGAUAAACCAAUUUUACAUGGUAUGUGUACUUAUGGAUUAUCUGCUAAAGUUUUAUUAGAUAAAUUUGGUGCCUUUGAUGAAAUUAAAGCAAGAUUUACUGGUAUUGUUUUCCCAGGUGAAACUUUAAGAGUUUUAGCUUGGAAAGAAGGUGAAACUGUUAUUUUCCAAACUCAUGUUAUUGAAAGAGGUACAAUUGCUAUUAAUAAUGCUGCCAUUAAAUUAAUCUCAGUUAAUGCAAAGAUUUAGGUUUAGUUAUCACUAUUUUUCUAUUAGUUUCUUUAUUUAUUUAUUAGCUUAUUAUGAUUUUUAAAUCUCUUAUAUCGGUAAAAUAAAUCCAUUAUAUUAUAUAUUAUU
This is a messenger RNA of Scheffersomyces amazonensis, 3193 nucleotides long. It is a transcript of the gene FOX2, whose product is annotated as bifunctional hydroxyacyl-CoA dehydrogenase/enoyl-CoA hydratase. The coding region runs from base 404 to 3085 and encodes 893 amino acids. NCBI's taxonomy places the organism in Eukaryota, Fungi, Ascomycota, Pichiomycetes, Serinales, Debaryomycetaceae. Gene Ontology annotation, molecular function: oxidoreductase activity. The record is from RefSeq and is a predicted model, not a curated record. The transcript has a single exon.